GAAAGAUGGAAAAGGGGAGGGAUCGCCCGUGAGUCUGACUGACAGUUUACAUAAUGAGCUUGUGAGGAUGCGAGGCAACUAUAUAAACAGCUCGAAGCGAAGCAAGUUUUCCAUUUACUGAGCGCUGUUAGCACCGGUUAAAGGAGGAGCGGUUCCACACUAAGCACUCCCCUCCGCGUCUCUCACCAAACCCACCCGGCUUUGGAGUUUAUAAAGGCGACGACAGCGAUCAGAGGUCGGCGGCUGGCUGCAGGAUUAAUUCCCAGAAGGGGACGGAUCGACACUUGGAUUUUACCUUCCGAUUUCUGCUGGUGCUCGGGGAGUAUUUGGAAGAGCAGGUUGUUCCCGGAGAAUCGCCGUGACGCCUCUCUUUUCUCCCUCGACCGAGAAGCGCUUGCUUGGUCCAUUUGAGGAAUACAGAAGGAAAACUAAACCCACUAAGAACUGGAAGCUCGAAUAACACAAGGAUGACAGCCUUGCGCAUCUUUGGCUUGACGUUUCUGUUAACGAUUUUGCAGCAGAGGGUGUCCGGCUCCGGCGUCUUCCAGCUGGAGCUACACGAAUUCGUGAAUAGCCACGCGUCUCUGGCCAGCGGGAAGCCCUGCUUCCCCCACUGCAGGACCUUCUUUCGCGUUUGUUUGAAGCAUUUUCAGACAGUGGUUUCCCCGGGCUCCUGCACUUUCGGUAGCAUCAUCACCCCGGUUCUGGGAAUAAACUCCUUCAGCAUCCAGGAUACAGAGAGAUUUGACAGCCCCAUUAAGCUGCCCUUUAACUUCACGUGGCCGGGAACCUUCUCCCUGAUCAUCCAGGCCUGGCACGCGCCCGACAACUACCUGCCGGAAGGCUCCCGGCCGCCCCCGCAGGAGUGGCUCAUCAGCCAGAUGUCGAUCCAGCGGUCGCUGUCCGUGGGCGAGGACUGGUCGCAGGACGUGCAUCAGGGCCCGCUGACCAAGCUGCGCUACUCCUACCGCGUGGUCUGCAGCGAGAACUACUACGGCGAGAGCUGCUCCCGCCUCUGCAAGCGCCGCGACGACCGCUUCGGGCACUACGUGUGCGCGGCGGACGGGAGCCUGGCCUGCCUGCCCGGCUGGGCCGGCGAGUACUGCACCGACCCCAUCUGUCUGGCUGGAUGUACCGAACAGAAUGGAUAUUGCAACAAGCCUGGCGAGUGCAUCUGCCGUCCUGGUUGGCAAGGCCGCUACUGUGAUGAAUGCAUUCCCCAUAUAGGCUGCCGCCAUGGGACUUGUAAAACACAAUGGCAGUGCAUAUGUGAUGAAGGAUGGGGUGGCCUCUUCUGCGAUCAAGAUCUGAACUACUGCACUCACCACAGGCCAUGCAAAAAUGGAGCAACUUGCAUGAACACUGGCCAGGGCAGCUACACGUGUGCGUGCAAACCCGGCUUCACCGGCGUCGACUGCGAACACGAGAUCAGCGAGUGCGACAGCAAUCCCUGUAGGAAUGGCGGCAGUUGCACGGAUAUGGAGAACAGUUAUCACUGCCUGUGCCCCCCUGGCUACUAUGGCACUCACUGUGAGCACAGCGCUCUGACAUGUAUAGAUUCUCCAUGCUUCAACGGUGGCACGUGCUUGGAAAAGGAGCAAGGGGCCAGCUACACUUGUGUUUGUCCUUUCGGCUUCACAGGGUCAAACUGUGAAAAAAAAGUAGACAGGUGCACAAGCAACCCGUGUGCAAAUGAUGGUAGUUGCUUUUACCUUGGGCAGAUUCGUGUGUGCCGCUGUCGGGCUGGUUUCUCUGGUCAGAAAUGUGAGAUAAACAUCAAUGAUUGUGCCAGAAACCCAUGUUCCAAUGGGGGAACUUGUCACGAUCUAAUCAACGAUUACACCUGCACAUGCAUGCCAGGCUACAGUGGCAGGAACUGUGACAUCAAAACCAGAGAUGAAUGUGCUUCUGGGCCAUGUGAGAAUGGAGGCACAUGCUACAGUGGACUUUAUAGUGCCAACUUUGUUUGCUACUGUCCUUCUGGCUUCAUGGGCAACCGCUGUGAAUUGCCAGUUUAUUCAGUGCCCGUUACACUUCCUCCUAAACCAGUCCCCUGGAUUGCUAUAUCCAUGGGGGUGGGGCUGGUGGCUUUGCUCAUACUGUUCUGCAUGAUAGCAAUGGUCAUCAGGCAGAUGAGGAUGCACCCAGAGCAGGAGUUGGAGACAAUGAACAACCUGUCUGACUUCCAGAAGGACAAUCUCAUUCCAGCUUCCCAGCUGAAAAACACCAAUAAAAAUAAAGACCUUGAAGUGGACUGUGGGCUGGAGAAAUCAAACUACAAACCCAAGAACCAUAAACUGGACUACAAUCUGGUAAAAGACCUGACAAGUAGAGGGACACCGGAAGAUAAAUAUUACAAAAGUGAAAAGUGUUUAGGAGAGAAGUCUCCCCUCCGACUACACAGUGAAAAGCCAGAAUGCAGAAUAUCAGCGAUAUGCUCUCCAAGGGAUUCAAUGUACCAGUCCGUCUUUGUGAUAACAGAAGAAAGGAAUGAGUGCAUCAUAGCCACAGAGGUAUAAGACUGAAGAUCAGACCAUUUGCACCUCAGAUUUGAUGAUGCCAGUAGAUGGACGUUCCUGCUGCAUUGUUUACAAUUCAGAACUGGAUUGGACUGUUUUUAAUUACAUGCAACUUGCUGCUCUCAGGCGGAGGAUGGAACUGAGUGAACUGGACAGACUGUGAAUUUACUGAAAGAUGCAAUACACCUUUUUGUUCUUAC
Vidua macroura (Pin-tailed whydah) is the source of this 2719-nucleotide messenger RNA. It is a transcript of the gene DLL4, whose product is annotated as delta like canonical Notch ligand 4. Gene Ontology annotation, cellular component: membrane. Lineage: Eukaryota; Metazoa; Chordata; Aves; Passeriformes; Viduidae. Gene Ontology annotation, molecular function: Notch binding; calcium ion binding. Gene Ontology annotation, biological process: multicellular organism development; Notch signaling pathway; cell communication. Bases 468 to 2519 code for a protein of 683 amino acids. The transcript has 11 exons. The record is from RefSeq and is a predicted model, not a curated record.